Messenger RNA from Auanema sp. JU1783, 456 nucleotides. The record is from the annotation of a GenBank genome assembly. NCBI's taxonomy places the organism in Eukaryota, Metazoa, Nematoda, Chromadorea, Rhabditida, Rhabditidae.
AUGAUUUCCAUCUAUCCCAUGACGUUCGAAAACAAACCUUAUUUUAUAUACUGGUUAGCCGAAUCUGAGCAUUUAGGCAUAACUGACGGUGGAAGCGUCUUGUAUCAAGAAAAGCUUAAUCGCAAUCGUCGAACUGAAUUUUUGAAGCAGGAAAUAGAUGAUGAGCUAUGGGAAAAAAUAAUAGAAAAAGAAUUGAACUUGAAGCAACUCUCUGAUACCCAUGUGACGAUCUCUAGAGGGACUCGAUCGAUUGAGUUGAAAGCCGAAAAGGAUUUCGGCAAAGUACUAAUGAGAGUCAUGGGCAAACUUGUGAAUGUGUAUAACAAAACUAAGAUCUCAGCUUCUCCAAAUAAGGAGGAUAUCCCGAAACCAAAAGCAUCUCCAAUCAAGAAAACCAACUUUGCUAUUCCAUUAAAGAAAAGAAUUCUCGAAUAUCGGGAUGAGAUCAUUGAUUAA